Molecule: messenger RNA, 2128 nt
Organism: Corythoichthys intestinalis (scribbled pipefish)
Lineage: Eukaryota; Metazoa; Chordata; Actinopteri; Syngnathiformes; Syngnathidae
Gene: abhd11
Product: abhydrolase domain containing 11
Exons: 7
Coding region: 129-1058 (309 amino acids)
Cellular component (GO): mitochondrion
Molecular function (GO): carboxylic ester hydrolase activity
Source: RefSeq, a predicted model, not a curated record
UCAUUCGCGCCCUCCCUUCCAGUCAGUGGCUAGCUUGGCAAUUUAGCGACUGUUCCGGGCUGAAAAGGCCCGCAUGGAGCUGAGUUGACGCCAAGUUUACGUUUUUGUUUUAGGGAAGCCCCGCUGCAAUGACUCCCUUGUGCCACCUGGUCCACGCGACGCAAAUGAGCCUUGUUCCUCUUCUUUCUCGGACCUCUUGUCGGCUGCCGCUCGCACGGAGGCUCGCUAGCUCGGCUAGGUUGACCAGCACCAGCAGCACAGUCAACCUGACUUAUGACGUGUUCGAUGGGAAGAGCGACAGUGGUGCGCCGCUAGUCUUCCUGCACGGCUUGUUUGGAAGCAAGUCCAACUUUCAAUCCAUAGCCAAAUCACUGGUCCAGCGGACUGGUCGUAAGGUGCUGACCGUUGAUGCCCGUAACCACGGCAACAGUCCCCACCACCCUGAGCUGACAUACGAGGCAAUGAGCGCCGACCUGUUGCAACUUCUCACGCGGUUGCAUAUCGACAAGUGUGUCCUGAUAGGGCACAGCAUGGGUGGCAAGACUGCAAUGACCACCGCCCUCACUCAGCCAGCACUGGUAGAGCGGUUGGUUGUGGUGGACAUUAGCCCGGCACAGAGCAAUACAACAAGCGACUUCCACUUGUACAUUGACGCCAUGCGGGACGUCAACGUCCCUAGCGAUCUACCGCGCUCCACCGCCAGACGCUCCGCCGAGGACCAGCUGCGUCACCGAGUCAAGGAACACUCGUUGCGACAGUUCUUGCUCACCAACCUGGUGGAACGCAACGGGCAUUACACCUGGAGGGUCAACCUGGACGCCGUCUCGGCGCACCUUAACGACCUUAUGAGUUUCCCAAGUUUUGACUCCACCUACCAGGGCCCAACACUCUUUCUGGGCGGAGCUAAAUCUGCUUACAUCAGCUCCGAAGAUUUCCCAAAAAUCGAGCGUCUGUUCCCGUGCGCUGACAUUCAGUACAUACCGGAGGCAGGCCACUGGAUUCACGCCGAGAAACCAUUGGAUUUCAUCAGCUCUGUUGUCUCCUUCCUUCGUUCCUAACACCGCCAUCAGAGAAGACCCAGCACUCAACACUUCCGGCAUUUACUUUGGAUGCAUCAAGCUCAGUGCUGCUACCCGGCAUUUUGUGUUGUAAUGUACUACACUGAAGACAUGAAGGCCAUAUAAGGAUUUACAGGUACAAUUAGCAGUGAAAAACCUGCAGUAUAGGAUUGCACUGAGAGAACGUUGGAACACUGCAACUACCACACUGCCGUAUUUAUAGAUACUAAUACUGUAUAUACAAGUUGCUUAUGCUCUUUGAGGGUUGUGCUAUCUGUUGUUUAGUAUUCAUGAAGUGAUGUAUGAUGCAUUUUUUUUCCCGAUAGGACUUUCCGCAACUUUUACAUCCACAUUAUUUUCGGGAAGGAAGUCAAUUAUUCCUCUCUGUAGCAUCUGUGAUGUAGCACUUGUCUGGCUUUAAAAAGCGGGCAUUGAGUUAGUGAGUUAAAAGCAAAUUCAUCGAACUGACAUACAAAUAUAUACUCUCCAUGUAAACAUAUUAGUAGUCUAUAUAGUAUAAAUAUGAAAGGUGAGUAAAUGUUGUGGCUUUAUUUACAAUCAAAGUUUUAAAUCAAAGAAAUCCAUAAUAUAUUUACCCUGAUGUAACAUUGUCCUUCUCAUGUUGUAUACAUAAUAAUGUUCAUGUGCCGAUGAUUAGCCCUCGUUAAUAAAAGCCAGUUAUUUAAAUGAUUUCUUCCUAAACGUGGUCGUCGCACAUCAGUUGAGUGAAACCACCUGGAAGCCGUCAUCGACCCUGAGCUGAGGGGCCUCGGUUGUAGGUUGCCCCCCGGUGUUCCUCCUCCACCUCCAGGUGGACGUCUGGCGGCCGGGCGACAACUGUGGCCGGCCGAUAAAGCCCUGGGUAGGACUCUGUGGAGUGGGCGAAUCGGGUGAGGCGGGCCCGGGAGCUACCGGGAAGUUGGCGGGACGCUGCACGGGCGCCUUGUUCCUUCUCAGUAUGCCCAUGCGAGAAGUUUUCUUGGAGUUUUGUUCCAGCUGCUGCUGCAGAUGGAGCUGCUGCUGAAGCAAAAGUUGCAUGUCCUCCUAAAACGCAGAAAAAGGGGAAUUGU